UGGUUCCGCCAUACCCGACAGGACCUGAACGCAGCAUCUUGCCAGGGGCGGGUAGACGCUAACUGUGCAGUAUGGCGGACGAUGGAGACAGUUCGAGCGGACCCGUUGACACAAGCGGCGGGCAGGGGGCAGCGGAGGAGUCAGAAGGGCUCGGUUUAGGCGGAAUGUUGCUGAAUAUAAGCAUUUUGGUUCUGGUGGUGGCGGUUUGUUUGGUAGUGUACCGGCGGUGGGGCAAGAAGCUCGGCUCGGACGCGGCCCAUGGCGACGAGGCCUCGGCUCUUCCCAAAAUGAGAAGACGGGACUUCACUUUGGAGCAGCUGCGGGAGUACGACGGACUACAGAACCCCCGUAUCCUCAUGGCUGUCAACAUGAAAGUUUUUGACGUGACUAGUGGCAAAAAGUUUUACGGUAAAGAUGGUCCUUACGGCAUUUUCGCGGGCCGGGAUGCUUCAAGGGGUCUGGCCACCUUCUGCCUGGAGAAAGAUGCCUUGAGGGACGAGUACGAUGACUUGUCAGACCUCAGCGCUGUACAGAUGGAGAGUGUGAGAGAGUGGGAGAUGCAGUUCAUGGAAAAAUACGAUUAUGUCGGGAGGUUGCUGAAGCCUGGAGACGAGCCGUCGGAGUACACAGAUGAAGAAGACAUCAAGGACCACCUGAAACACGAAUGAGCAGUCCCAUCACACCAACCAAAGCCAGAAGCCCCAAACAGCUGUGACAGACCGUCCCAGACCUUCUCUUCUACCUACCCCAUCAAUAUACCCUUCACUCCUGCCCCACGACCCGAACUUCUCACCUCCCCACUAAAUCUGUCUGGUGCUGCGGCUGUUUUUGAAGGGCAGGACUUGAGUCUGGUCGGCCAGACCUCCCUCCCUCUUCAUCCUGUGAAGACCACCACCAACCGAAAGCGAUCAGGAACCUUCGACAAGGACAGCUAACAUGUCUGGGGAUGGAGACGGCUUGUGCCACUAGAUGUACGUCAAAUAAAACCCUAAAAUAUCUAAAGUCAUUUCUCCAGGUGGGGAAAGUUUGCUCACCACAGGCUGUCGGGUGGAGGUUGGUCAGGAGUAGUCGGGAGAAACGCAUUGGUCUGAGAUGAUCAGUGGACCGGGAUGGGGAAACAGAUUUCUCUCUCUUUUUAUCUUUGGUUUAGUCACAUCGCAACUGAAACUGCUUCAGCUUUGGAACGCUUAUCAAUCAAUCAAUCAAUCAUUUCUGUUUUUGUUCGGAUCGUUAUCCCCCCUCCCUUGAUAAGAGGGCAAUUCUGUGGCCUAACCAAAGGCAAAUGGCGGGGCGUCGCAUUUUCCUAUUGUGUUUGUAGUGUAUGCACUACUAGUUUUCUUUGUUUGUCACCAUGUGAUUGUAAUUGUUCAGUAGCAUAGAGGGGUUUGAGCAUGUGGGAGGGAUUUAUUUCUUUUAGUUUCUUUUUUUUUUUUUUUUUUUGGAUGGGGUUGGGAGGGGAAGGGGUCAAAGGUCCUUGCCAUAUACAAAGUUUUGAAUUUCAUCAGAUGGACUAAAUCAGUGAUUGGGAACACAAAGGGAAGGUGAUAAGGCAGUCCUAAUCAAUCGACUCAAUUGUUUACAUGCCUCACAAGCCAGCUGCAAGUCUGUAGAUUUCCCCAAAAAUGGUCCAAGUAUUAACUGUGCCUUAUUUUGUCUGCUGUGUCAGUGCUGACCGGUCUAAACAGAGGGUGAGCAGAGGGAUGGAGGUGUCGGUUUUUCCUAGACUCGGUCCCCGACACCGUAAAGAAGGCAUAUGUUGCGUCAGUCGUCCAUGCACAGACUGUAAUAUUCCCCCACCUCACAAACUUUGUAAAUAGACCCAACGAAUAUUCAGUGUUACUGCCAUAUUUAUGUAGUGGAUAAACUCCAUAUACGUAUAAUGCUGUGUCGUAUUGGCCAAAUUCCCCCUUUUUUUAUUAUUUUUUUUUUCUUUUCCUUCAGUUCUUUUUAAAUGUGGGUGAAUUUCCAAGAAAAAAACAAAUAAAACGGAGCGUUGCAAAGUGCUGCAGGGUGGGACCGAGAUCUGUUCUUGCAAAUUUUGUUUGUUUAUCCUGUAAAUAUAUCUAUCGUUUUAUUAAAGCAUGUGCAGCAACAAAGUGAGCUAUGCCGAAGUUCCACCACAUCUUGUAUUUAAAUGUUGGGCGUGUGUGUGCGUGCGAGUGUGUGUGUGUGUGUGUGUGUGUGUGUCUGUGUGACAGAGACAGGAAGGGAUUUGUUCAUGCAUAAUAAAUCAGUUUGGUUAAUAAUG
Melanotaenia boesemani (Boeseman's rainbowfish) is the source of this 2248-nucleotide messenger RNA. RefSeq names its product progesterone receptor membrane component 2 (gene pgrmc2). NCBI's taxonomy places the organism in Eukaryota, Metazoa, Chordata, Actinopteri, Atheriniformes, Melanotaeniidae. The record is from RefSeq and is a predicted model, not a curated record. The transcript has 3 exons. Bases 72 to 668 code for a protein of 198 amino acids. Gene Ontology annotation, cellular component: endomembrane system; membrane.